UGAUAUGGCAGAAAGGAAACUCUCUAUGGAGGAAGAAGAAGCCAGAAGAAUAGCUGAGAUGGGCAAACCUAUUUUGGGAGAGCACCCAAAACUUGAGGUCGUCAUUGAGGAGUCCUAUGAGUUUAAAAGCACAGUAGACAAACUUAUAAAGAAGACUAACCUUGCCUUGGUAGUAGGAACUCAUUCAUGGAGGGAUCAGUUCAUGGAAGCAAUCACUGUCAGUGCUGCUGGAGAUGAAGAUGAAGAUGAAUCUGGAGAAGAGCGUCUGCCAUCCUGUUUUGAUUAUGUCAUGCAUUUUCUGACUGUCUUCUGGAAAGUACUAUUUGCUUGUGUACCACCUACAGAAUAUUUGAAUGGAUGGGCCUGCUUUGUAGUGUCAAUCAUCAUCAUUGGCAUCCUUACUGCCAUCAUAGGAGACCUUGCUUCUCAUUUUGGCUGUACAAUUGGCCUGAAAGACUCUGUAACUGCUGUGGUGUUUGUGGCCUUUGGCACGUCAGUACCUGAUACGUUUGCAAGCAAAGUAGCUGCUACACAGGAUGUGUAUGCAGACGCUUCAAUUGGGAACGUGACCGGGAGCAACGCUGUCAAUGUUUUCCUUGGUAUUGGUCUAGCCUGGUCUGUUGCUGCCAUCUACUGGGCAUCACAGGGACAAGAAUUCCACGUCUCCGCUGGUACCUUAGCUUUCUCCGUAACGCUCUUCACUAUUUUUGCAUUUGUCUGUGUCAGCGUCUUGCUGUAUAGGAGGCGGCCUAGUAUUGGUGGGGAACUGGGAGGCCCCAGAAGCUGUAGACUUGCCACAACUUUGCUCUUUGUAACCUUGUGGUUACUUUAUAUUUUAUUUGCUACUCUGGAAGCCUAUUGUUACAUCAAGGGAUUCUAAAUGAAGACAAGCAUAAGCCAGCAAC
Nanorana parkeri is the source of this 905-nucleotide messenger RNA. Its product is annotated as sodium/calcium exchanger 3-like. The coding region runs from base 5 to 880 and encodes 291 amino acids. Lineage: Eukaryota; Metazoa; Chordata; Amphibia; Anura; Dicroglossidae. Gene Ontology annotation, biological process: sodium ion transmembrane transport; calcium ion import across plasma membrane. Gene Ontology annotation, cellular component: axon; postsynapse; sarcolemma. The transcript is spliced from 4 exons. The record is from RefSeq and is a predicted model, not a curated record. Gene Ontology annotation, molecular function: calcium:sodium antiporter activity.